AUGUUCGGAAUUACUUCGAGGAUGAUGUUAUGUGGAGAGAAAAUACGUGAUUAUGAUAUUAUCGAGAAAACUCUCUCCACGUUUCAUCCUGAAAAUGUAAUCCUGCAGCAACAGUACCGGGUGAAUGGAUAUACCCGUUACUCGGAGUUGAUGCAAGUCCUCCUUGUAGCGGAGCAUAAUAAUCAACUCGUGACUUUAAACCAUCAAACUCGUCCCACUGGAUAUGCUCCAUUCCCUGAAGCGAAUGUUGCAUCAUCCAAUUAUGAUAAUUGGAGAGGACGAGGAAGAAGAUUCCGUCCCUAUGAUGAAAGAAAUAAUAAGAACUUCCAUGAGAAUGAAAGGAAUGAAAAGGACCGGGAUGAUAAAAGGCAAACAGGAAAGGUUUGCUACAGAUGCGGCAUGAAAGGUCAUUGGGUACGUAGUUGUCGUACACCAAAAGAUUUAGCCGAUCUGUAUAGAGAAUCCCAAAAGGGAAAAGAGAAAGGAAGAGGGGAAACAAACUUCAUCUCUGAUGAACCCGGGCCUUCCUUUCAUGGUUUAAACGAUGAUACUCAUCUCGACGUAUCAGACUUUCUGGUUGAGCCAGAGAGUAUCAUGCUCUGUGCUGGUCGGAGUAGCAUGGGAGCAACCGUGUGA
This is a messenger RNA of Brassica oleracea var. oleracea, 636 nucleotides long. RefSeq lists its product as uncharacterized. The coding region runs from base 1 to 636 and encodes 211 amino acids. NCBI's taxonomy places the organism in Eukaryota, Viridiplantae, Streptophyta, Magnoliopsida, Brassicales, Brassicaceae. The record is from RefSeq and is a predicted model, not a curated record. The transcript is spliced from 2 exons. Gene Ontology annotation, molecular function: zinc ion binding; nucleic acid binding.